AUGAAGGCAAUUGUGUAUCACGGUAAGGAGGACCUUAAAUUCCAUGCUGAUUACCCACAACCUGAAAUCAACCACCCAGAUGAAGUCAAAGUCAAGAUUGCUUAUUGUGGAAUUUGUGGCUCCGACUUGAAAGAAAUCACCAGUGGACCAUUUUUUUUCAAUCAACCGGGGUCAACCAACCCAAUUUCAAAUAAAAAGUAUCCCAUGGUUAUGGGACAUGAAAUGAGUGGUGAAAUAGUGGCAAUUGGUGCCAAUGUCGAUAAUGUGGCCGUGGGUGAUAAAGUUGUUGUUGAGGUGACUGGAACGUGCAAAGAUAAGCACCGGUUUAAUGAUUCUCCGUCAAGGAACAAACCUCUAUGCGGUGCUUGCUUUGAUGGCUAUUACAACGCUUGUGACAGCUUGGCCUUAACUGGGCUUGGGUUCAGCGAUGGUGGUUGUGCUGAAUACGUUGUCACCAGUGGUGAUAAAGUAGUCAAAUACGAUGCUUCAAAAAUACCUUCUGAUGUGGCCGCGUUGGUCCAACCUCUUGCCGUAUCUUGGCAUGCCGUUCGCGUGUCCAAAUUUCAAGAGGGUCAAUCAGCAUUGAUAUUGGGUGGUGGACCAAUUGGACUCACGACAAUUUUCGCCUUAAAGGGCCACAAGGUGGGCAGUAUUGUCGUUAGUGAGCCCGCGCUUGCUCGUCGUCUUUUGGCCGAGAAGUUAAACGUGCAAGUGUAUGAUCCAACUGGCAAACCGGUAGAGCAGUGUAUUGAGGAGUUGAGGGACAUGUCACCCGGUGGGCGUGGAUUUCAUCAUUCAUUUGACUGUUCGGGUGUUCCCGCCACGUUUGAAACCAGCAUCAAGUGUCUUCGAAUUAGGGGUACCGCCACCAACGUCGCUGUUUGGGCCCAUAAGCAAAUCCCUUAUUCACCGAUGCAUACAACAAUGCUGGAAAAGAUUGUUACGGGUUCAAUUUGCUUUGUCAAGGACGAUUUCGUUGAAGUUGUUCGCAGUAUUGAAGCGGGCAAUAUUUCGGUUGAUGAGUUGAAGUUGAUGAUUACUGACAAGAUUCCUUUGGAGGAGGGGAUCGAGAAGGGGUUUAAUGAGUUGUUGUAUAACAAAGGCAACCACAUUAAGAUUUUGUUCACUCCGCAAUGA
This is a messenger RNA of Lodderomyces margitis, 1137 nucleotides long. RefSeq names its product putative dehydrogenase (gene IFE1). The record is from RefSeq and is a predicted model, not a curated record. Gene Ontology annotation, molecular function: (R,R)-butanediol dehydrogenase activity; zinc ion binding. NCBI's taxonomy places the organism in Eukaryota, Fungi, Ascomycota, Pichiomycetes, Serinales, Debaryomycetaceae. The transcript has a single exon. Gene Ontology annotation, biological process: butanediol biosynthetic process. The coding region runs from base 1 to 1137 and encodes 378 amino acids. Gene Ontology annotation, cellular component: cytoplasm.